CUGGAGCAGCCGCUUCCGGUUCCGGUAGCAGCUAGUCACGCUUGAUCCCAGGCGCAGAUCAUGGCAGGCAGCCGGCUGGAAACCGUAGGGAGCGUCUUCUCGCGGACUCGGAACCUGAUUCGGGCCGGGGUGCUGAAGGAGAAACCUCUGUGGUUGGACAUAUAUAACGCCUUUCCCCCGCUGAGGGAGCCCGUCUUCCAAAGACCCCGAUUGCGAUAUGGCAAAGCCAAAGCUUCCAUCCAGGACAUCUGGUACCACGAGGAUCAGAUUAGAGCGAAGUUUUAUUCAGUGUAUGGGUCUGGUCAAAGAGCUUUUGAUCUGUUCAAUCCAAACUUCAAGUCUACCUGUCAACGGUUUGUGGAGAAGUACACUGAGCUGCAGAAACUUGGAGAAACAGAUGAAGAGAAGUUAUUUGUGGAAACAGGGAAGGCUUUAUUGGCAGAAGGUGUCAUUUUAAGACGAGUUGGCGAAGCAAGGACUCAACAUGAAGGUAGUCACGAUUCCUGGAAAUCCGAACACUUGAGUGUCAGACCACAGACUGCGGUGGAAGAGAACGAGACUCAGAAAGAAGUUCCACAGGACCAGCAUUUGGAGGCACCUGCAGACCAGUCGAAAGGUCUCUCGCCUCCCUGAAGGACCUGUAUACUGUGUAUGCUGGCAUUCACACUACUCACUGGCUGAAUGUUGAGCUAUUUUUAAACAGUUGAACUGUGUAAAUGUUUCCUGAUCUCUAAGGUAUUAUGUUUGCCUUCUCUUAGUUAUUUCUGGGUUGUCAUAAAGCUCGGUAUCAUAGUUUGACAGAAGCAGUUAUGCGAACUUUUAUGUUAGGACAUUACUAAAUAAAGAAUUCCCUAGCUGCUUAUAAAGUAAAUUUACUUUGAAUUGUAAAUAACAUGAAGAAACCUUUAUAAAGAUUGUUCAAAUGGGACUCA
This is a messenger RNA of Mandrillus leucophaeus (drill), 932 nucleotides long. RefSeq names its product mitochondrial ribosomal protein S23 (gene MRPS23). The record is from RefSeq and is a predicted model, not a curated record. Gene Ontology annotation, biological process: translation. Gene Ontology annotation, cellular component: ribosome; mitochondrion. The transcript is spliced from 5 exons. Bases 61 to 633 code for a protein of 190 amino acids. Lineage: Eukaryota; Metazoa; Chordata; Mammalia; Primates; Cercopithecidae. Gene Ontology annotation, molecular function: structural constituent of ribosome.